CGCGGGCUCCGGGCUCCCUCUCGGGUUCGGGGCUCGGUGCGCGUGGCCGGCCGGGCUUGGCUUGCGGGCGACCGCGGAGUGCGGCCCGGCCCGGCCCCGCGGGUUCUGCGGGGAAAGGAUUGUUUUUGGGGAGUGGCGCUUAUUAGUCGGCACUGCCCUAGUUUAAAGCCCCGCCUUUGGGGUUUUCUGCACAGAUUGUAGCUUUCUGCUGGGAUUUUGGAAUGUCACGGUGUUUUAGUGCUGGGUGUCAGAGGUGAACCAUGGCGAGGUCGUGGGGAGCCCCUGCAGCACCUGCUGGGCGAUGGCAGAGCAGGCUGUGUCUGGGGGUGGGACGGAGAAACGAAGCGUGACUGAGAUCCUGUUUGGAUAUUCUGCUGAAGUUGUCAUGUUUCUGUUCAGUACACCAGUUCACACAGCAAGUUGAUAAACCCAGUUGCAGUAUUUGGUGAUGCAAGGGGUUUGGGUGACAAAUAGACCCGGGGUGAUCUGGUUUGGCUAAGAAUGUUUGGGAUAUCCCAAGCAUCUGUCUCCAACGUAUCACCCUUGGCAGGCUCUUCUUUUUCUCUGUUGCAAAUAUUCUAGUAGGUUAAUAAUGCUGGGGUAGCACAGGCCUGAAACCGGGAAGUGUUUUCAAAAGAGCAAAGGUCCAGGCGGGCAGGUAGGUGGGGUAGGAGAAUCGCCCUUGAGAACGAGGUGCCUGAACGGAUUCUUCGUUUUUCUGUAAUGCCUUAGAAAGAAAGAUAGCCAUAGAGGAUGCCAUCAGUAAGGUUUGUGGCUCGAAUGUUCGUCAAGCACAUUUUAGCGGAAACAGUAUCAUAUAAAGCAGUCUUAUAAUCAUUCCUAUGAAUCGUUCGGUGUAUCUUGAAUUUUAAUAGCUGGGGUCUAUUUUAAAUGGACCACAUAUAAUUGUGUUCUGCUUUAUCUUGGAGACAGCCCUGAGUCAUGCUUUCUAGAAGUUCCGUGAGCUCAUGUGUCUGUGAGCGCUGGGAUAUCCUUUACCUAGUUCUUCCUAUCGCAGGCAGCCCUUGCGGGAACUCCUGGGAAAGGAGGGCCUGGGCAAUUGGGAGCACAGACUGAACUCCGUGUUUGCCACUGUGCCUGACUUCGCUACUCAAAUUUUGUUUGUGCUUCCAAGAGUAAAGAGCGAUUUACUCAGGUUCUCAUUUACUCAUAGCUAGCCCUUCUCUGCUGGGAGGCAGCACAGUGACUUCAGAAUUCCAUUCCUCAUCACUGCCCUGCCAGCUAGUUUUACCUAUGUUGUGUUUAGUUCUGGGAAGGUCAUAAUUGCCCAUUUUAUGUGGAAACUAAGGGGAAGUGGAAUUUUAUGGUUUUAUUUUUUUGUACUCUGACAACACUUUAACUGGAGAGUGUGUGUAUUCUUCUGUUUUGAUACUUUAGAAAACUUAUAAUUUCUUGUAAGACUUUCUGCUUUCUGCCUUCAUCUCCUUUUUUCUAGCCCACAUGAUUGAGAGAGGGGGAGAAAGAGAAAAAAAGUCCAUCUCUGGUUUAGUUAUCGGUAAUUUAGUUUUAUAAUUCCAUUAUCCUGGUGUGCUUGGCAGCUUGUGCUGGCCUGUGUGUGGAUGUUAACUCAUAUGACUCCUUUAGAUGCCAUUGAACCAACUAUUAUAAAAAAUAUUUCACUUUCAAACUCCCAUGUUUCCAAGAACAGAGAAACUUAGUACAAAGGCAAUUUGGAAGUAUGUGGAGGCCUGACUGUCUGUACCCAGCUGCUGAGAGUAAAGAAUGACAGCUGACUGCGUCUCCUCUGAGUCUUCUGGCUCCUGGGCUCCUGAAGACGCAGUGCUGGAGCAGAUGGAUAAUGGAGACUGGGGCUAUAUGAUGACUGACCCAGUCACGUUGAAUGUAGGUGGACACUUGUACACAACGUCCCUUACCACAUUGACACGUUACCCAGAUUCCAUGCUUGGAGCUAUGUUUGGGGGGGACUUCCCCACAGCCCGAGACCCUCAAGGCAAUUACUUCAUUGAUCGAGAUGGACCUCUUUUCCGUUAUGUCCUCAACUUCUUACGAACUUCAGAAUUGACCCUCCCCUUGGAUUUUAAGGAAUUUGAUCUGCUUCGGAAAGAAGCUGAUUUUUACCAGAUUGAACCCUUAAUUCAGUGUCUCAAUGACCCUAAGCCAUUGUAUCCUAUGGAUACUUUUGAAGAAGUUGUAGAGCUGUCUAGUACUCGGAAGCUUUCUAAAUAUUCCAAUCCAGUGGCUGUCAUCAUAACUCAAUUAACCAUCACCACCAAGGUCCAUUCCUUACUAGAAGGCAUCUCAAAUUAUUUCACCAAGUGGAAUAAGCACAUGAUGGACACGAGAGACUGCCAGGUUUCCUUCACCUUUGGACCAUGCGAUUAUCACCAGGAAGUCUCUCUCCGGGUCCACCUGAUGGAAUACAUUACAAAGCAAGGUUUCACUAUCCGAAAUACUCGGGUGCAUCACAUGAGCGAGCGGGCCAAUGAGAACACAGUAGAGCACAACUGGACUUUCUGUAGACUGGCCCGGAAGACAGAUGACUGAUCACUAACCCUCAGGAGAACUUCCUGUAAGCUCAUGUUUUCUUGGGACAUGGAAGAGACUGUUACUGUUUUUUAAAUCAUAGUGUGCCCCCCCUUUUUAAUAUUUGUAUUUAUUUGAAGGCAUUGAGGACCAGAAAGAAGUUCCGUGUGUGAGCAGUCUUCUCCCUGUUUUGUUCCCAAGUAUGCAUGUGCCUGUUCAGAGUCUCCAAAAACCUUUUUUUUUAAAAAGAGAUCUGAAAAUCAUUAUGAUAUAUAAUCUACCCUUAACAGUGCUAAAAUGAUCUGAUAAUGUGGUCCCUAACUCAACUGGAAGGCUAAAAAUACAGUAAUGAAAGAUUAAGCAGAGUAUUCAUGAUGUCUUUGAGAAAAAUCAGAAUAUCAUGUAGGGUGACCUCAUUUCCAGACCAGUAGGCAGCAGUAUAUUAAAGGAAACAUGGCCAGUCAUCUGCUGGUACUUGUUAAGGACCGCUUCCUACAGUUUGACAACUGUUUCUUUCUAUGCAUAUAAAUCAAGCAACCAAAUAUCUGUAGCCAUUGAAAUGUCUGACUAGAAAUAUUUAUAUUGGAUUCUCAAUACAGAAUGUCCCUGUGGUAGAAACCUUAUGCCUGGUACAGUUUCAUUCCCAAGUGUACUGUCUACCAGGAAAGAGAAAUCUAAUAAAAAAUGGAGUAUGAACAUUAAGAGUUGUAUUUAUUGCUAUGUAAGGGGAAAAUCAUAUUCUUUGUCAAAAGUAUGCAUUGUUUAUGUCUCAAUUAAACUGCUUAUAGCACAUUUGUAAUAGAGUUGACAGGACUCAGUGGAACCUUAGAUUUGAGUUCAUAAAGCCAGCUGUGUUACCAGAGGUAAACAGUUUUGUCUUUUCAGAUCGGAUUUACAGUGACUAUUACAGGGUUUUAGCUGCCACAGCUAUGAAUAUGACUCACUCCAGCUUGUGCUACACGUGGGGACAAAAUAACUCCAGCGAUUCUAUUCUCAUGUAUUGUGGUAGCUGCAAAUGUAUGUUUUUAUCAAGCUUAAGUUCAACUCUGAGAAGAAAUAAAUUGCAGUGAAGGAUUGGAAACACUUGGGAAAAUGUAUGUACAUUUGCUUAUUUCAUGGUCGAGUUGAUGUGAUUCUGUUACUCAUUGGAAGGAGUGUGUUAAUUAUGGUGAGACUUUCUAGUUUGUGAACAUCACAUAACAACUUCCCUGUUUUAAGGGAAUUGUGGACUUCUGUGGUUUUGGCCCUAGGGCAGACAAGAUACUUUUCCUCUUCUCUGAGACUAUUCUAAGAUUCUCCCUUUGAAAGGAAGAUGAAAAUAUUUACUUAUGUGUCUCUGAAAAUUUAAGAUUGCCAAACUACCACCCCUUCUCCCGCACACAUAUAAGAAACCCAUGAUUACCUCAUCUUCAAACUAGGAUACUUCAUUGUUAUUGACCGGUUGCUAUAGUUUCAGUAUAUUGAUGAACUGGAGAGAAGUUGUUACUGUUUGGAACAUUUGCUCCUAUUGUAAAUUGAUGUAUGGUUUCCUAAAUAAAGAUCCAAAUUGGUCAUGUGCCAUGGA
This is a messenger RNA of Peromyscus leucopus (white-footed mouse), 4069 nucleotides long. RefSeq names its product potassium channel tetramerization domain containing 6 (gene Kctd6). Gene Ontology annotation, molecular function: cullin family protein binding. Bases 1744 to 2526 code for a protein of 260 amino acids. Lineage: Eukaryota; Metazoa; Chordata; Mammalia; Rodentia; Cricetidae. The transcript has 4 exons. Gene Ontology annotation, biological process: protein homooligomerization; ubiquitin-dependent protein catabolic process. The record is from RefSeq and is a predicted model, not a curated record.